AUGGGCUCCAUCCAGCCAGAAGACACGAUGUUUUCUCCAGGUCCUCUCAUAGUAGGAGGAGGCCCGGUUGGAAUGUUGACAGCUCUCAGGCUGGCACAGCUGGGGGUGCCGUGCACGUUAUGCGAAAUGAGUACCGAGACGACACGCUGGCCUAAGAUGGACAACAACAGCUGCCAUACUAUGGAGAUUCUGCGUAUAAUGGGGCUUGUUGAGGAGUAUCGGCAACAACCCGGGGCUAUACCACAGCAUAGCGAAUGGGAUACUAUUUUUUUCAACACUUGCGGGCAGAAGAAAAAGCUCGUUAGUAGAUGGCAUAUCCCAAGCAACAAUGAAUACCGCGCGAAGAUUCACGCAAAUAAUGAUGGCUCACAGCCAGCCGAGCCGGGUCAGCGUUGCUCGCAGAUAGUGCUCGAAGCAUUCCUGAAGAAAAAAUGCCUCGCCGAACCUCUGAUUUCAGGUCACUUUGGGUACAAAUUUGUAUCGCUUGCGGAGGAUGACGAAGGGGUUACUGCUACUUUCAGAGACACGAAUAACCAGGAAAGGACCGUGAGAGCACCGUACCUGGUUGGCGCAGACGGUGCUCAGAGUAGAGUCAGGAAAAGCAUCGGGAUUAAUCUCCCGGGGAGACCUCUCCCAGGGGCCUUUUUCAUGGUUCACUUCCGGUCCAAAGAACUCACGGAACUCGCUCCAUUCGGCAAAUGGUGGCACGCCUUUGGCCUUCACGGCGGGUUCAUGAUUAAUCAAGACGAUGUCGAUACCUAUACCUGUCACGAGCCUUGCUCUGCUGAUGCCGCAGCCAUCAGAGAGCUUCAGGAACACCCCGAGGAAAUCCCUUAUCGUGUUCUUGGCAGUCUCGGCAAGCCCUACACAUUCAAAAUCGACGAAAUCAUGCUGGCUAAUGCAUGGCGCCCGAACUUUGGUCUCGCAGAUUCCUACGUCAGUCGUCAUGGACACGGCCGUGUGUUCCUCGCCGGUGAUGCUGCUCAUCGUAACCCUCCACAUGGCGGUUACGGCAUGAACAGCGGCGUAGAAGACGCCUUCUCGCUAGCGUGGCGCCUUUCAGCUUUACACAAAGGCAUCGGUGGAAGCAACCUCAUCACUUCAUAUACGAAUGAGCGCAGACCGAACAUGAUGAUGCGUCUCGAACGUUGUGAUGCCCACAUUGGAAAAUUCACUCCUAUGGUCAUGCGUACCAUGAUGGCCCCGAACACAGACAUUUUCCUCGAGGAAACCGAGGAAGGAGAGAAGGCACGGGCUGAGGUAGCAAGCCACCUGGACAGCGUGGGACCUGAAAACAUCGACCGUGGAGUGGAACUCGACCUGAGAUAUUUGAAUAGUGAAGUCAUUGUGAGCGACGGGACAAGAGAGCCCAGAUUCGAUAACAUGAGCUAUACGCCAAGUACAAGGCCCGGUCAUAGAGCACCGCAUGUGUUCUUGAGAGAUGAUCAGACAAGCAUUGUGGAUCUCUAUGGAAAAGAGUGGUCUUUAAUGGACUUCUCAAGGAUUGAAAGCGACUAUCAAACAAACAAUGAUUACAUCAGCUUUAAUGACGAAGCACCGUCCCCAGUGGCCACAUUCAAAGCUGUAGCCAAGGUAAUGAAGAUGCCACUGACGCACGUUCAACUGGAUGCCAGAGAAAAGCAUGUCAAGAAUGUGUGGGAAAAUUACGAUUAUGUUUUAGUCCGUCCGGAUGGGUACGUCGCCUGGCGUGGAGGCAAAGAAGGAGCGAGGGAUGAAUGUUGCGAGCUCAACGCAGGACGGAUCAGGAACAUCUUGAGCAUUGCACUGGGCUGGAAAACAGACCCUGGGUUUGUGGCGGGAGAGAGGAAGGAGUUGAAUCUGGACAUCAAUUUGACAAGUAUUCAUGGCGUGAAAGAUGAGCUAGGGGUUGGCGAGGGCCAAGGAGAUGCGUUUGUGGGAUUUGUCAGGGAUGCCUCGGAGAAAGUAGGUGCCCAUUUGAUUCCUACACAACAGCCAAUUCCUAGUUUCUGA
Molecule: messenger RNA, 1992 nt
Organism: Penicillium longicatenatum
Lineage: Eukaryota; Fungi; Ascomycota; Eurotiomycetes; Eurotiales; Aspergillaceae
Exons: 3
Coding region: 1-1992 (663 amino acids)
Molecular function (GO): FAD binding
Source: RefSeq, a predicted model, not a curated record